This is a messenger RNA of Racocetra persica, 165 nucleotides long. NCBI's taxonomy places the organism in Eukaryota, Fungi, Glomeromycota, Glomeromycetes, Diversisporales, Gigasporaceae. The record is from the annotation of a GenBank genome assembly.
CAAGUUGGAGGUGAUGAAACUAUCCUGAUUAGUCAUAAAGCCGUGAGUCCUCAUGAAUAUCAAUUGUUUUCAUAUGCAACUAAAAAUUUUGAAAAGUAUCCUUUUAAGAAACCUACUAAAGUUAUAUUUGAAGUUUAUGAUGAUAUGUCUCAUGUCUUUAUUUAA